Belonocnema kinseyi is the source of this 785-nucleotide messenger RNA. RefSeq lists its product as uncharacterized. Lineage: Eukaryota; Metazoa; Arthropoda; Insecta; Hymenoptera; Cynipidae. The transcript is spliced from 3 exons. The record is from RefSeq and is a predicted model, not a curated record. Bases 73 to 540 code for a protein of 155 amino acids.
UUUGAUAUGAACCAACCUCGCUAAACAGAAGCUUCAGUAAAGCAUAGGGUAAUACGCCCUUGUCAAUUAAGAAUGAAAUUCAUCUUAUUUAUAGUUAUUUUCUCUAUUACUUUCACCUCAGGAUUUACUAUACGUUGCUAUCAAUGUAUACAGGGUAUUCCAGUAGGUUUAGGUGAUCAAGAAUAUGAGGUGAUAGAGCGACCAUUGCCCCAAAAUUUGUCAUUACCUGGAGUUGACAAAUUACCCACUGAAUACUGCAGGACUCCAUUUGAACUCAAAGGAAAUAUUUUGUGCAAUGCUGCUCGCCGAUGUAUGAAAAGUGUUACUUAUGAAAAAGAUGUCAAAUUUACUAUACGCUACUGCGCACCAACUAGAAACGACGGUUAUGAUAUGAAUCCCUCGCCAAAAAAGCCAGUAGAUAUAACAAACGGUUGUCAUAAAUUUAGAGCAUACGUCUGUGAAACAGAAUUAUGUAAUGGGGCCUCUACAAUUUUUAAUACUACAUUAUUUAUAUUAUUGUUACUAUUUAUUUUUAUUUAAAUUUUCUAUAAUUUUUACUUUUUAUGUACAGUAAAUGUAUUAAUUAGCAGAAGGAACUCAAUUUAUACUAGAAUAGCAGGGAAAAAAGUGCCAAUCUUUUUCAAGGCUGCCAAUCAGUACAAAAUAUGAAUUUUACUGUGACAUUUUCUAUUUCCAUUCUCAAGGAUUUUUACAAUAUUAUACCAUAAAAUAGCUAUUAUAUUAUAUUAAAUUAUAUUGCUGUUAUAUCGAUUGUUACUGUAUCC